GUUUUAUCCUUUAUCUCUUGAUCUUUGAGUGUCUUUCUUUAACUAAUAAUUUCAUUUAAGUAUUUCUCUGGUAAUGGAUCAGAGAUCCUGUGAUGUGAUUAUAGAGAGCUCUCACUCUGUCUCCAAUUUAUUUCCCUUCUUUUUCUUUCCCUGUUCCACUCAGACACACAGUGAUGAUGUCAGAUUAUUUGCAGCUAGCUGAUUGGUCUUCUGCUGUCAUCACAUCUCUGUACGAAACGGUCAGGAUCACAUUUCAUAUUCGUUCUACUUCAUACGAUGUAGUUCUACAAAUAUAACUUCUGUUCUGUUACGAGCUGUCGAUUUGUCUCAAUGGUGAGGGAGAGACAAUGAGGGAAGGACCCAAAGGCAGACAGUCAGACAGGUAUGGGCACAGGUAGGCAGGUAUGCAGGUAUGGGCACAGGUAGACAGGUGUUGGUAGAGGUAGAGAAGUGUGGGCACAGGUAUGCAGGUGUGGGCACAGGGAGACAGGUAUGGGUACAGGUAGACAGGUAUGAGAACUGCCAUAUUAAUUCUGCACUCAUACUUCUUCUUCUGUUCUUAAUGAAUAUAAAUAAAUGUUUUGUUUUUCACAGGUUAGUCCCGCCCCUUCACACACCUUCCUCCAAUCACCAAACAUGUCCCAUGAUGCCGAGCGGCUGGCUGCUGCCAGUCACCACUUCAUCAAUUCCUCCCAUUGGUUGGACGACUCCAGCUGUCAAUCACUGCCCCCCACCAGCUUCCUCCCAUCAACACCUGGAUGGAACAGUUACUAUGGCAACUUUUACCCCUCCCCGUUACCUGACGGUCUGUCAUGGGGACGGGCCAGUGAAUCAGAGCAGCGUGAGUGUGCGAGCUGUGGGACAAGCAGCGCUGCCCUGUGGAGGAGAGACACUGCAGGUCAUCACCUAUGUAACACCUGCUGCCUCCAGCAGGAAACCACCAACAGACCACUGCUGAGGCCAAAGAGAAGACCUGUUGUGACUCAGAGAAAAGGAACUCAGUGUGUGAACUGUUUGACUGGAACUACGACGCUGUGGAGGAGAAACUGUGCAGGAGAACCAGUCUGCAACGCCUGUGGCCUCUACUACAAACUACACCAGGUCAACAGGCCGCUGGCGAUGAAGAAAGACGGAAUCCAAACCAGAAACCGUAAAGUGACCAAUAAGAACAAGAGAAGCAGGAAAUCUGACCAAUCAGAGACUAAGCUGUCUAUGCUGGUCCCGCCCACCGAGGAGGCCAUCAUGGUUCACACAGCUGCCCUGUGACCUCCUCCUCUUCUUCCUCCUCCUCCUCCUUCUCCUCUUGGCUGAAUGUGGACAUUUAAAACUAAUUUGUAGUUCUUUCAUGUUUUAUUUCUGCAGAUGUUGAUGAUGUUAUUUGUUAAUGAACUGAUUGUUUAGUUAAAAUAAAUGUUUUCACUGUUUGUCAGCAGCUGCUGUCAGUUUAUCAGACAGUUUGUAUUAAUCAUGUAUUCAGUCUGCUGAACUCCU
Molecule: messenger RNA, 1491 nt
Organism: Sebastes umbrosus (honeycomb rockfish)
Lineage: Eukaryota; Metazoa; Chordata; Actinopteri; Perciformes; Sebastidae
Gene: gata1b
Product: GATA binding protein 1b
Exons: 4
Coding region: 577-1266 (229 amino acids)
Biological process (GO): positive regulation of transcription by RNA polymerase II; cell fate commitment; negative regulation of transcription by RNA polymerase II
Molecular function (GO): zinc ion binding; DNA-binding transcription factor activity, RNA polymerase II-specific; RNA polymerase II cis-regulatory region sequence-specific DNA binding
Source: RefSeq, a predicted model, not a curated record